CCAAUCAGCGGGGCACAAGAGGCAUCAUAUGCAGUAAGAACAGCAUAACAUAACAUAAAGGGGUUAACAAGUGGAAUGAUGCUCCGUCCAUUAUAGCUAGGCGCAAGCAGCAGGAGGUGUGUUUGAGUUGUUCAGUUUCUUCGCCGGCCGGCCGGCCGGGAGAGACACACUGCUUGCUAAUUAUGACUGCGAUGAUGAUGAGGAGGUACAUGCCUCACGCUCUGAUGGUCCUGGCGCAGCUCUUCUUCACGCUCCUCUACUUCAUCGCCGAGGCCGCCUUCAACAGGGGGCUCAACUCCUUCGUCUACGUCACCUACCGCCACCUCCUCGCCGCCUGCAUCCUCUGCCCAUUCGCCUACUUCAAGGAGAAGACGCUGAGGCCGAAAAUGACACCAAUGCUGUUCCUGGAGAUAUUCGUGCUGUCACUUGUGGGGGGGAGCUUAACUCUGAACAUGUACUUCUCGAGCUUGAAGUACACGUCCCCGACCUUCGUCACCUCCAUGCUCAACACCGUGGCCUCGAUCACGUUCGUCGUCGCCGUCGUCCUCAGGUUGGAGAUCGUAGACGUGAGGACCCUGCGGGGGCUCGCCAAGAUCGCGGGGACCGCGGUGUCGCUGGCCGGGGUGACCACCAUCAGCCUGUACAGAGGAGCGGCCGUGAAGAGGCCGUGGAGGGCGCCCGCCGUCCACGUACACGGCAUCGGCGGCGCCGGUCACGUGGAGCCACACGAGAGCUGGGUCAAAGGGUCGCUGCUCGCGCUGGCGAGCUGCAUCUGCUGGUCGAUCUGCUUCAUCUUGCAGGCAGGCUUCGUCCAUAAAGAGGUACCCGGCCAAGCUGUCUCUGACGGCGUGGACGUCCCUGGUCGGCGGCCUGCAGUCGGCGGCCUUCGCGGCGUUCGUGCAGCGGGACGCGCGGGACUGGCUCGUCGGCUUCGGCCUCAACUUCUGGGCCAUCGUGUACGCGAAGAUCGACUUGCUCUUGUCGUACGUUCUAUAGGCGAUCGCCUGCAAUGGCUUGACCGUCGUCAUCCAGCUGUGGUGCAACAGGGAGAAAGGCCCCGUGUUCGUCGCCAUGUUCAACCCCCUCCUCACCGUCAUGGUGGCACUCCUCGCCUACUUCGUCUUCGGCGAAAACCUAUACGUUGGGAGCGUGAUUGGAGGGCUGCUUGUGAUUCUGGGGCUCUACAUGCUGCUGUGGGGCAAGGACAAGGACCAAGAACAGCACGUGUCGUCGUCAUCGGAGGAGGGCAAAGAGCAGGAGCACCCCCAUGGCCAUGAUGAGCUGGACCUGCACUACAGCGUCAGCUUGCGAGAAGCAGCAGUCGGCCGAGGCCGACCGUGAUAUGUAUGUAUGUCUGUAUAAGUGAUCAUUUUGUUGGCAGUUGGCACUGUACGCACUACUACAGCACACCUCUGUACAGGCGGUCUGGUUCGCCACUACACAGGCGGUUCCAGGAACCGCUUGUGGUGCACCGCCUGUGAUGUAGCGGUCAAUCAAAAACCGCCUGUGAAAAACACAGAUUACAGGCGGUCCAGUUCAACGGAACCGCCUGUGAUAGACACACAUCACAGGCGGUCCAGUUCAAAGGAACCGACUGCAUUCACUAUAAAUCACAGACGAUUUUCAUUAUACAGAUUCAUAUA
Zea mays is the source of this 1643-nucleotide messenger RNA. RefSeq lists its product as uncharacterized. Gene Ontology annotation, cellular component: membrane. Bases 183 to 1277 code for a protein of 364 amino acids. The record is from RefSeq and is a predicted model, not a curated record. Lineage: Eukaryota; Viridiplantae; Streptophyta; Magnoliopsida; Poales; Poaceae. The transcript has 6 exons. Gene Ontology annotation, molecular function: transmembrane transporter activity.